CAACACGUCAGUCUUUGUUUUACUCCUAUGAUUUUCCAUAAAUGUUGAGAGUUGCUAAUAGGUAAUCUGAAUUGUUAAUGUAUCGAUCUACUUGGUUACAAUUACUACAAAGAACAGCGCAUAUUAAUUAAAUAUUUUAUUUUGAAGCUAAUGUGACUACGUUUCCGGUGUUCUUCCUCGUAUUUGGCUGACUUGACGCAGCUGUAAGUGGGACAAAUGAAGUUCAUUUUCCACAGCUGGUGAUGGCGGAUGUUGUUGAAAAAGACACCAUGAAGAAUUACCACAUAGCGUCUGAGAAAAUUAACCCAGAUACCAGUCGUUAUCCUUACUGUAUUGUAUGGACACCUAUCCCCGUAUUAUCAUGGUUGCUUCCAUUCAUUGGCCACAUGGGGAUCUGCACUUCCACUGGUGUCAUCCGGGACUUUGCUGGACCUUACUUUGUCUCAGAAGACAACAUGGCUUUUGGAAGACCAACAAAGUACUGGAUGCUUGAUGUCAGCAAAGUCUACACCAGUGGCUCGAAUGCCUGGGACACAGCAGUGCACGAUGCUUCAGAGGAGUACAAGCACAGAAUGCACAACCUCUGCUGUGACAACUGUCACUCGCAUGUUGCCAUGGCUCUGAAUCUGAUGCGAUAUGAAAACAGCACCUCAUGGAACAUGGUCAACCUCUGCCUCCUUGCUCUGAUCCAUGGAAAACAUGUCAGCUGUGCAGGCUUUCUGAAGACCUGGCUGCCUUUCCUGAUGCUGGUGGGCAUCAUCCUCACAGUGGCCCUGACCCUCAACCUGCGGUGACCUGGGAUGCAAGCUAAGGACCCCUGCAGGUCCAGCGUGGUGGGGUUGUGCUUUUAGACAACGAGGGAUGCGUCACACGGUGUCAAAGCAAAAGUAACAGAGGAGACACAGACAUUUCUCCAAAGGAGAUUGUUGAGCGGGAAUGUCCAACACAUGUACACCAACACAUGUUUGGUUUGUGGAAAGCAGACAGCCUGUUACUGGCAGUGCUCCAGUGGUGAAGCUGGAAAGGGACGGAAAGUCAUUUCAUUUUCAGUCGUUUGUUUUGAGUGACUGCACACACUCCACCACAACUUCCAGAAUCACACAAACACACUUAAUGGAUUAUGAUUAUCUGAAAGCCUAACAGCAGGUUUAAGCCACCUGCGAAGCGUAGAAGUUAUGUAGCUGUAUUAAUAGUUGAAUAGAGGUACAUAAAGAAUUUCCCCUCGGGAAUAAAUAAAGGAAUUCUGAUUCUGAUUACAUA
Messenger RNA from Scatophagus argus, 1260 nucleotides. RefSeq names its product transmembrane protein 222b (gene tmem222b). The record is from RefSeq and is a predicted model, not a curated record. The transcript is spliced from 6 exons. Lineage: Eukaryota; Metazoa; Chordata; Actinopteri; Scatophagidae. Bases 243 to 794 code for a protein of 183 amino acids.